AAUUAGCCCGUUUCUUUUAUUCAGUCCUCCUUCUUUCUUCUUCUUCCUCUCAAGUCUCACCAGUCAUUAUCUCGAUUCUCAAUCUUCCGAUCACCGACUCAUUUCUGGGUUUAUCUCUAAAAUCUUCAGGAUUUCGAGUUUGAUUUGGCUGUUUUUGGAAUCAUCAAUUUGAGUUUCAGUGGUUAAAAAUAGCUUUGAUUGCUGAGAUAAAAGUAUGGGAUCGAGAGGAAUUAUCACCGAUAAGUGGUCAAUGAGGAUUCUAUGGGGUUGUGCAAUCGGCAGUGCCAUUGGUUUAUACAUGGUUGCUGUAGAGAGACAAACUCAGAACAGGGCUCGUGCUAUGGCUGAAGGUUUGAGAGCUGCAGAAUCACAAGGUGAUGGUGAUAGUGUCUAAAUCUAUCUACUUAAGUAGUGCUCACUUGAGUGUUUUUUUGUUAUAAUGACUUCUUCUUCUUCAAAGAUUGUGUUGAUGUAGUUUCUGGUUUGCAAAUAAUCGUAAUAAGGUGAAGUUGCUAAAACAUACAAUUUGUGUUGUUGUGGAAAAAAAAGGUUCUUUCUUUCUCA
This is a messenger RNA of Camelina sativa (false flax), 564 nucleotides long. RefSeq lists its product as uncharacterized. The record is from RefSeq and is a predicted model, not a curated record. Lineage: Eukaryota; Viridiplantae; Streptophyta; Magnoliopsida; Brassicales; Brassicaceae.